Moesziomyces antarcticus is the source of this 351-nucleotide messenger RNA. RefSeq lists its product as uncharacterized. Gene Ontology annotation, molecular function: RNA binding. Bases 1 to 351 code for a protein of 116 amino acids. The transcript has a single exon. Gene Ontology annotation, biological process: mRNA splicing, via spliceosome. NCBI's taxonomy places the organism in Eukaryota, Fungi, Basidiomycota, Ustilaginomycetes, Ustilaginales, Ustilaginaceae. Gene Ontology annotation, cellular component: nucleoplasm; cytoplasm; ASAP complex. The record is from RefSeq and is a predicted model, not a curated record.
AUGAUGUCGGCAUCGCCUCCUCUUGCUCGCAACGGUGGAUUGGCGGCCAAAACCGCCGUACGAAUCAGUGGGCUUACCACCAACAUCCGACGCACACACCUCGCCGAUAUCCUAGCGUGGUAUGGUCGAGUGCUGCACAUUGAUCUGCGCAACGACGAGGCAGUCGUGCAGAUGGAGACCGAAGAACAAGCUGCCAAAGCCACACUCUACCUGACUGGCGGCCAAAUCGAUGGUCACUACAUCCGAAUCACCUCAAUUCCCACCCCAGAUCCCACUCCAACAAGGCAAAGUUCGGAUCAAGUCAGACCAUCGCGAUUCGUUCAUCCCGAUAGACAGGCGCACCUGCGAUAA